AUGGCAACCGGGACUUGCUACAGGUACGACCAGUUCGAUCACUUUAGCAAGGAUUGUGUGAGCAAAGGGAAUGCUCAGAAACCUUUGGCGCCAACACAAGUUUAUGUGCUUGUUAUAGGAGAGACGAAAGGAGAAUCGGAAGGAGAAUUGGAAGUGGUGGCAAGUAUUGUCCCUAUACUUGGAUUUGAAGCUUCAGUUUUAUUUAAUUCAGGGCCUACCCACUCUUUCGUAUCUUUUAUGUUUGUAAGAUUGUCUAGACUUGUUGUACGAACUUUGGAAACCGGUCUUGCUGUAACUACCCCCGUAGGCAAAACUGUAGUUUGUAAGUGUGCAAUAUGCGGAUGCCCUAUACACAUCUGUGGAAGGAUACUUCCUGCAAACUUAGUUGUUCUCCCUAUGAAUAGUUACAACGUUAUUCUCAGGAUGGAUUGGUUGGUGAAGCAUCUGGCAGUUAUCGACUGCGCUCGGAAGCAAGUUACGCUCAAACUGUGGGGAGAAGGAGAAGUUACAUAUGUUGGAUCGCGAAUGAGGUCUUUCCCUCCAACCAUUUCGGCCGUUCGGGCCAAGAAGCUCAUUCUCGGAGGAGGUCAAGCAUUUUUGGCAUUCGUCAUCACCGUAACGAAGGAAAAGAAGAAGGACCUACAAGAUAUCCCUGUGGUGUAG
Molecule: messenger RNA, 663 nt
Organism: Corylus avellana
Lineage: Eukaryota; Viridiplantae; Streptophyta; Magnoliopsida; Fagales; Betulaceae
Source: RefSeq, a predicted model, not a curated record